Molecule: messenger RNA, 1486 nt
Organism: Ruditapes philippinarum (Manila clam)
Lineage: Eukaryota; Metazoa; Mollusca; Bivalvia; Venerida; Veneridae
Exons: 6
Source: RefSeq, a predicted model, not a curated record
UUAAACUUCUCUAAUAUUUAGAAAUUCAAAAUAUUCAAAUAUCUUUGAAUAAGGAAUGAAGUGUAUUAAAAUCGAGGGCGAUCAUUUUCUAGGCGAAUUCGGUUCAAAUAUAACUUAACAAUUACGAAGAUACAGCAAUGUAAGAGUAUCGGAGGUUUAAUGGCUUCUAAAGAAAACAUAUACUUUUUACGUUCUUUUCUAUUAUUAAUCGAAGGUGGCUCAUAUAUUUCAAAAGAAAUUUUAGGUCGAGAAUGUCAAAAGUCUGAAAAUGGCCUGGAUGAAUUACUCAAAAUUAAAGAACCGAAUCUGAAACAUUUGUUUCACGACAAGCAAUACCAAAAAUUGUUUCCAGAUUUUGGUACAGCUGACGUCAACUGUUGGGACUUGCAACUGGUAGUUGGUGUUUUGAUAACUGUGUUUGGGAGAAGCCUCAAAUCGGUAGAAAAGGACAAGCUAAGAGCGUUAAAAUAUAUGAGAAACGACACUUUUAUGCACAGCACUUCUGCAGCUCUACAUAUAAGCAAAUAUGAAGAAGUAGUGGAAGAAUUAAUUGACAACAUUACAACAUUAGCGUCAACGUUUGAUAUUUCAGUACAACAGCAUUGUUCAAACUACAUCAAACAGUUUACUACCGGGCCAUUAGAAGCCGUAAGACCAUCUUUACCGACAUUGAAUGGAUUUAGCCAGUUAUGUCAAAAGAAGUUUAAAGUUGGUGUGGAAACAGAAUUGGUUAUCGGUGGUCCUUCUGCAAACUGGAUAAGUCUUUGUGAACACACUCUUGAGAAAAUAUUCAAUCAUGCUGGAAGCAUGGCAAGUGAAGAUGGUGGAUUUCAAGAAAUUGAAGAAAAUGUUAAGAGAAUGCUUAGCUAUAUUGAGAGCAAUAUAGAUGUUAUAUUCAAAGGAUGUAACAUGAAAUGCAUCAUUCUGUAUUUUGAGUGCAAGGACUAUGAAAGCUUCUUACAUUUUCUGAAGAAAGUAGAAUGUCAGGAAUACACAAGUUAUUUAAAUGACUUAUCAAAUUCCCUUCAUAGCUUCUUUAAGCCAAGAUAUCCGAUAGCUAUCACAUCCCAAGUUACAUCAGAAAGUUUGCAAUCGAUAUUGAUUGACAUUAUAAAAACUCUCUCAAAUGAAAAGGAAGAACAACGACAUGUUUUUGAAAUAUCAUCUGAAGAAAAUAUCCACGAAAACAAGGCAAUGGCAAUGACGUCACGUGAUGUUCACAAAGAAACGAAAUCUCUGUUGCUGAAUUUUGAAUUACAAUCUGAUGAUGCCUUACCUCAAAUGCUACAAACAUUCAAGGGAACUCAAUUCUCGGACAGCUUGACGAAGGUUGCUGGCUCACUUUCACGUUAUUGUGGCAGGGAAAUUACUCUCAAAGCAUCUAUGAAUGUCGGUGCUAUGCUGGAGGCCUUAGAAGAAUCAGUGAACGAUGACGUGACGUCGGAAAGAAUUACAUCAAAAGAGGCUGAUUUACAGUCAUUGCCAG